AUGGACAUUCUUCAUCGAUGUCAAUGCAAUUGGUUACCACAUAUAGGAACGGAUGAGGUGUGGUCUAUUCAAAUCGCGAUUAGAUAUACACGUCGAUUAUUUCUGGAUAAAUCCCAUACUAGGUCAAACUGGAGUAGAUUGUUAGAUCCGAUUCACUCGAAUAUAAAUCCAACAAAAUUAAAUGCAUUAUUACGUUAUGCGACAUAUGAUAACCUAGCUGUAUCGUAUUUUAUUCGUCCAAUCUGUGGAAACUGGACAUAUGAAAAAUUUCGAACAACAUCCAUGGAAGAUCUUUUAACCGAUACAUCAUUUGAAACAUUUGCCGCAUUUCUGGACGAAGUAUUGGAUGAUGAUUCAUCACCCGGAUUUAUGGAAGAUUCUCAUCACCGAGAACGUAUACCAUCGGAAUUAAACCAUUUUCAAGAAAUAGAAAUAAUCGCUGGAGACGAUAUUCCGGUCAAUGAUAUCAAUAGUCAAAUGGGAGGAGUUGAUAACCAUAAUUUGGUUAUCGACGAGGUGGGAUUACUACCUACUCAACAACAGUUACCAACACAACCAACAAACAAGAAGCAACGUUCGGCAGCCGGAAAAAAGAAAAAAGAACAAAAGAAGAAACACUCGAUUGAGAUUAUCAAGAUACAAAACCUUUAUCAGCAGACCAUACUAUUACCGGUUUAG
Molecule: messenger RNA, 678 nt
Organism: Adineta ricciae
Lineage: Eukaryota; Metazoa; Rotifera; Eurotatoria; Adinetida; Adinetidae
Source: the annotation of a GenBank genome assembly